GGAGCCUCCGGGCAUGGAGUAGAAGGGUGCGCGUGUCCGGGCGCAAGGACAGACGCCGGGGCAGACGCGCGGUCAGACGGCCGGACACUACCGCGGCUGCCGGGCGCGGACGCAGGCCCCUCCUUGCCCAGCCCAGGACCCGAACGGACGAUGCGCGGACCUGUGCGCCCCCUCCUCCUGGGGCUGUUGCUGGUGCUGGGGGCGGCGGGGCCCGGCCGGGCGCGCGCGGAGUCCCGGGAGCCCGCAGACGGGCAGACCUUGCUGCGGCUGCUUGUGGAGAUCGUCCAGGAGCUCAAGAAACACCAGCCCGGAGAGUACGCGAGGCCGCAGCCCCACGGCGGGCAGGACUGCGCCCCCGGUCCCGGCCAGGUCCUGGACUUCGGGCCUUCACAGGACGAACAGAGAGUGGAAAUUGUUCCUCGAGAUCUGAGGAUGAAGGACAAGUUUUUAAAACACCUUACAGGCCCUCUUUAUUUUAGCCCAAAGUGCAGCAGACAUUUCCACAGACUUUAUCACAACACCAGAGACUGUACCAUUCCUGCAUACUAUAAAAGAUGUGCCCGGCUCCUCACUCGGCUGGCGGUCAGCCCAGCAUGCGUGGAGGGAAAGCAGUGAGCAGAGAUGUGCAGGAGUGAAGGAGCAGGACACAGGAACCAUGAGAAGUGCCUUGGAAACCAGCAGGGAAACAGAACUAUCUUUAUAAACACAUUCCCUCGUCUAUAAGAGAUUUAUUUUUGCAGACUUCCAUAAUUCUUUUGAGUUUUGUAUGUUGUUGACACUUUACAGAUACGUAUUCAGUAAAUCAGUGUACUCAACAGUGACACUUGCCACUAUUUUAAAAACCAAGAAAAUGCCCCACAUUUGACAUGCAGUGCUAUUAAAUAACAUUAUUUCAUUUUCCGAUUAGGUAAAAUUGCAAAGAAUAUUUAAUACGCAGAAUCUUAAACUAUAUUUUCAUAUAGCAUACGGUAUAAUUUGAUACUUUGUAUUACUUUUACAAUUAAAUUCCCAGAGUUUAAUUUGAAAAGGCAUGAAAAAUAAAUAAAACUUCAGUUGUGUUUUGGAGACAGAGUGAAAAUCUGUGAAUAUAUCCAAGUUCAUUCCAUUUGUCCUUUGUAUCAUAAAUGUAAAAUAGUAUUCAUUGUUGUGCAGUAUGUAAAUACUGUAAAUAAAUACAGUAAUAAAUGCAGUGUUUGUUAUAAUGCCGGUCUCCAAAGUGGCUCCUACCCCCUAACAAGAUCAGUGUUGAGACUUAAGAUUUGCAGAUCUACACAGAGAUCACAACACUGGCAGAAUGUCACAGAAUGGAUAAUUAACAUGUUCUACAACUAGAAGGUACUAUAUACUAUACAGAGGCAUAAUUGAGCCUGAUUUGGAAGUAAACAUCCCAAAAAAGGUUGUAGCCAUUAUCUCCCACAUGAUUUUGUAAUCAUGAAAACAUGAAACCUUAAGGCUUCAAAGCAGUCUCAGAUUUUUACAAGUAAAUACAUUUUAAACAAAUCUAGUUGGAUUCUAUUUUAAAAGAUAAAGUGGGAUCCAGCAAAGCAAUGCAUUUCCCAGUCGUGUCUGCCUCAUAAACAGAUGAACUGUCUGGACACAGCAUGAGGACAGGGCCAUGAGUUGUUGUCAGGAGCCCUGACUUCUGUCUGAGGAGCUGCAACAUAAACAUCACGGACCAUGAAGACAGAAGAGCAAGGACUUUCGUCCCUUUCAGAUGAAGCCAGCACUGAGUGACAAGGACAGCGGUCUUUAAAUGUUCUUAUGGAAUCCUGCCUUCCAACUGCAGCGAAUUACUUGGUCUUUUCUUCCCAAUUCUUUAUCUUCUGGGCUACCGUAGCCAAACUCCCACUCUGUUUACCGUCCCAUGUCUGUAUGUCUGAGUAGCUCCAUUAGGAGCAAGACCCACUCAGCCAAGUAAACUGCCUUCCUGUGUCAAUUCUGUGGCCCUUCCACACAGCGUGGUGGGGAAGCUACCCUCUCUGGUCCAGCAGACACCAGCAUGUCCAGGGUAAAGGCCCCUCUACCCCUG
Messenger RNA from Nycticebus coucang (slow loris), 2029 nucleotides. RefSeq names its product ALK and LTK ligand 2 (gene ALKAL2). The transcript is spliced from 6 exons. Bases 151 to 615 code for a protein of 154 amino acids. The record is from RefSeq and is a predicted model, not a curated record. NCBI's taxonomy places the organism in Eukaryota, Metazoa, Chordata, Mammalia, Primates, Lorisidae. Gene Ontology annotation, molecular function: receptor tyrosine kinase binding; receptor signaling protein tyrosine kinase activator activity. Gene Ontology annotation, biological process: positive regulation of ERK1 and ERK2 cascade; positive regulation of ERK5 cascade.